AUUCACUCAUAAAAUUUUAAUGGUGGUGUUCAAAUCGUUUGCAACGCGCAGCGGAUAAUUUCAWAGCGAAUUUCUUGAAAAAGUAAUUUAUUCUUGAAUUAUAAUACAAUAGAUUAUAUUACAUUAAAGUAGUUGUAUUGCUAACUGUGCAAACGGUAAUAAACCAAAACAGAAGUGUAAGUGUAAAGUUAAAAAGCAACGCGUUUACUUAGCGGCAGAAAAGGUUUGUGAAAAAUUCGAUUGUGAACAAGUAGCGGCCAACCGAGCCCGAGCACAAAGUUAAAUAGUUACAAGCAAAGCAAAAUAAUUGAAAGUAAUUAGCAAAAGGCAUUUGCAACAAAAUACACUGUAUUUAAAUAGAAUAACGAGUUUACUAAUAAAAUUUGCAAUUUUGAGGUAAAAUUGUUUGUGCAGCACGCCAGCGUUUAUGUCUGCUAAUUUUCUCACUAUCGACGGCUUGUAAAUUGAGGAAGUAACUAAAAACAACAAAUAAGAAUUGAAAGCGUAUAUAUUUUAAGUGUGUUUUGCUGCAAUUUCGCUAGUCGGCCAAGCAAUACAGAAUUUUUAGUGCGUGCACAAAUACUAUUGGGCAAAAAUUUGUUAAAAAUUGCAAGUGCAGUGAAUUUUGUUUAAAAAAGGAUAAGUGUAAAGUGUAMAAAAUUCGRAAUCUAAACGGCUCUUGACAACUACGAAAAGGAUAUUUGUGCUUGAUUGUGUGUGUGCAAUAAACCUUUGAAUUUAGUUGGAUUCUUAUUGAGAUUCGUGUGCAUUAUUUUUCACGUCUGGCGCCGUUUGAGGAAUACACAUAAAGCAAAAUUAAUAAAGCAGUGUAACAGCAGCGAACAGAAAGCCAAACGAAAGGAGUUGUAAACGCAGCAUAAAAAACAAAAGCUCUCGAUUUAGCCAUCAGAAUAGGAAAUUUAUGCGACUUCCAAAGUUCGUUUGGAAUAUUUUCGAUUUUCGAAGCAUUUCUCUGCGUUCCUCACGGUCGCGCGCUCCAAGCACUCGUAGACGUCUUUCGUUGCCGCUGUGUAUGCAUUGUAUGAAUUGACGCGCGCUCAACCACAGCAACUCAAUACAACCAAAAACAACACAGCGUUGUGUUUUUAAGCACAUUUAUUCCGACUACAAGCGGAGUCAGUCGGCGGUCGUGAUUGUAGUAGGCGACAACAGCGGCAGCAAUCGCACAGAGCGCGUCGUGGGCAAUAAAAGUGUGACUUCAGCAGCAACAAGACACAGCAGCAACCGCAGCAAGUUCAAAUAACCGAAAUAAAUAAGAGCAAAAGUAUUCACAUAAAUUUACAGCAAGUACAUUAAAAGUUUAGUAAAAGUCAAAGUGAAGUGCAGAAAAUACAGGAAAAAAAGUAUAGUAAACAACAAAAGGUUGUUAAAAGUAAGAAAUCAGCACAAGUAACUAACUCAGAAAGUGGAUAUCUCAAUAGAAUCACACACACACACGAAGCGUACUCAACCACCGCUAAAGGAAAAGCUUGUAGCAGCUAUAUGUGUGUGUGAGUGUUGCAGUGAAAUUCGCUAGUGUGUUUGCAGCGAGCAAAAUUGAGUGAAGAAACGUACAAAAACAAUAGUAAAUCGUAGCAAAAUUACAACCGCAAAUACCGCAGCAAGAAGGUAACCAACAAUAACAACAACUACAAAAAUAACAGCAACAACAAAUAUGGAAGACAAUAACACAAGUACGCCAAUGAAAACCGACGAAUCAGUCACAUUAACAAUAAGGCUGAUAAUGCAAGGCAAGGAAGUCGGAAGCAUUAUUGGCAAAAAGGGCGAGAUUGUAAACAGAUUUCGUGAGGAGUCUGGCGCAAAGAUCAACAUCUCGGACGGUUCAUGCCCGGAGCGCAUUGUCACUGUGUCGGGCACGACCAGCGCGAUCUUCUCGGCAUUCACGCUCAUCACAAAGAAGUUUGAAGAGUGGUGCUCACAGUUCAGUGAUGUUGGCAAGGUUGGCAAAACUCAAAUACCAAUACGUUUAAUUGUGCCCGCCAGUCAAUGUGGAUCGUUAAUUGGAAAAAGUGGUUCAAAAAUCAAGGAGAUACGUCAAUCCACUGGCUGUUCGAUUCAGGUUGCCAGCGAAAUGUUGCCAAAUUCAACAGAGCGUGCCGUUACUUUGAGCGGCACUGCCGAGCAAAUAACCCAAUGCAUCUAUCAGAUUUGUCUCGUUAUGCUGGAGUCACCACCAAGGGGCGCCACCAUACCGUAUCGGCCAAAACCGCAAGUAUCUGGACCAGUCAUUUUGGCAAACGGACAAGCCUAUACCAUACAAGGCAACUAUGCCGUACCCGCACAAGAGACAUGUCCAGUAUUUCCGUUGGCCUUGGCCACCGGUGGCCUACAUGCUGGCAUCUCAGGUUUGACGGAUCCUCUAUUGAAAGGGGCACACUUGCAAGGAGCGGUGCCGGCUGCCCACCAUCAUCUACAGCAUAUACCCGAUGUGGCAAAGAAUCCAUUGGCUAGCUUGGCAGCGUUGGGUUUGGCUGGUAUAACACCCACCAAUACCGGUGGACUGAAUCCCACAGCAGCUUUAGCCGCCUUAGCCGGCUCGCAACUACGUACAGCCAAUACAAGUCGUACACAACAACAACAGCAUGAAAUGACCGUCUCUAAUGACUUGAUCGGCUGCAUUAUCGGAAAGGGUGGCACAAAAAUUGCCGAAAUACGUCAAAUUUCCGGUGCAAUGAUACGCAUUUCGAAUUGUGAGGAACGCGAGGGCGGCAAUACCGAUCGUACAAUCACGAUUAGCGGCAAUCCUGAUUCGGUGGCAUUGGCUCAAUACUUAAUCAACAUGAGAAUAUCAAUGGAAACAGCUGGCCUACCCAUACCGGGUUAUCACUACAUUGCACCGAAUGCAAUUGUUAAAACGCCAAUACAUUAAAUCGCCAAAUAAUGCAAAAACAAUAACAAAUAAACACAACAACAACGUGCGAAGAACGUAAAAAUACAUUUGUGCGCUCCAACAACUCCAACAAAGCAAAGCAAAACGCAUGAAGAGACAUAAAAAUAAUAAUAAUCGCAGUUGGAGUGCAAAGAGAGAGGGCAUGAGAGUUGAAAAGUCAUUGUCAACAAAGAGGAGCUGUGCAAAGAAAUUAAAUAAAUAAAUAAAAGAACAACAAAAAACACAGUAACAACAAAAAAUGCAACCAAUAAGCAAUAAAUAAUAAGUAUAAAAAUAAAAAUAUUAAAAACAAGUUUAGUUGAAGGGAGAUUGCAAGAAGAAACAAAAAGAAAACAAAAACAUAAGAAGAAAUUAAAAUAAAUAUUUAAUUCAAAAUUUUGUAUGUAUUAAAGAUGUCUGGUUUCACACACACACCUGCAGUACUUGCAAUGAGCAAUGUAAAGUUUUCAAUGCAAAUAUGAGCUAUACAAAAACAUACACAAUAUUGAUACAUUUAUUUUGUUGUACACAAAUUCAAUGUAAUUUUGUGCUGUUUUUCAUGUCAAGAAAAAUAAUGAAGUAGCAAAAUAGACUUAUGUACUACUUGAACACACACACACAUGCAUACACACAUAUACAAAGAAACAAACUUUAGCACUUUGUAGCUGUAGCGAACGCCAAAACACAGGAAAAAAUAGAGGUUUUAAAAUGCGCUUGGCGCAAAAUCAAUAAUUACAAAAAAGUUAAUGAAAAAUCAUUUGAGCAUAAUAUGUAUGUAAUAAUACAGCAAACCGUUAAUAAUAUUUAAGAAAAAAUCAUUUUACAUAUACAUAUAUUUUUUUCGUGAAGAACUACGAUAUUUACAUUUCAUGUAAUUUAUUGUUUCAGAAAACCAUAUUUUGUGUAUGAAAAAUCAACGUCUAAAAGCAGUGCAACAACACACCCACACACACAAGUGUUAUUGAAAAACAAAAAAAUAUUAUUUUUUUUUUUUUUGGAAACCGUGUAAUAUCACAUUCAUAUCGUAAAAGAAAUUGCUGCUGCAAAAAUAUUCAUAUCUUCAUGGGACAAAUCACUGCAAAUUCUACAAUAAAUAUUAUACAAACAACAAUAAAAACGAUAAUUGCAGGCAAAUAAUAAGCAAAAUGUGCAACAUAUACACAAAUACAUACAUAUGAAUGCAAAGCAAAGGCAAUAACGGCAGAGAAAACGUGUCAUAAUUACUUAGACACACACGAGAACAAACAAAUAAACAAACAUAUUUCUAAUAUUAAGCUAUUUACUAAUUUACCACACAUUUUUCAAGCAAACUUGCAUAGUACAUACAAAAAUAGAAUGCAAAUACAAUAAAAUAAAUACAAAGAAGAAGCGGCAGAAGAAUAGAAAAACCAACGCUGCAACGUUCGUUGCCACAUCUAUGAACUGUAAACAUUUCAUAACUAACAUAUCCGCUAAAAUAAAAAAGCAAAAACAAAAUGGAUGCGUGGCAAUAAAUAAAUAAAUAAAAAAAUGCAAGCAAAAAGCAAGAGGCGAAAAAAAGCAAAUGAAGUUAAUAACAAAAACAAAAAAAAAAAUGAAAGUAAAAAAUGUAGUUAAAGCAUAGUAAACAAUUUAUGAUAACUAAAGAAGUAAAGCAACAUUAGCUGAAAUUGCAUACAUACAAUACAUAAAUAAAUGUAUAGUUAUUACCCCAAACACUAAUUAUUUUGCUUUUGUUGUAGUUUUGUGUACUUUGCAGCCUGUUCACUAAAUGUAACUAUUUUCUAAUUGUUGCUGCUGCAUUACAUAAAUUUAUUGUUUUCAAAUUGUUAGUUAUACUGUAUACAUAUUUACACACACAACUUUUUGCUUCCUUAAGUUUUUGUUUAAAAAAAUUUAAGUGCUUAAUAUUUCGUCACAAGUGGUUAGUUUUUGUAAAAAUUGCGAAAGCUGCGCGAACGCUGUCGAUUGAUUAAGGCGCCAAAAAAAAGUCUAAACAUUUUUUCGGCAUAUUUUUAAUAUGUAGCAACGCUACUGCGCAAAGGAAGCCAUGCGUUUUUAAGAGCUUUCAUAUAUGUACAUAUGUAUCAGAAAAUAUUUUUUUCUUUUCCACAAAUAAGCUUUUCUUAUGAGAUGACGUAUCUUUCAAUGUAAACUCAGAAUAGUCCAAUUUCAUUGGAUCACAAGUUUCGCAAACGUCUGAGCUUUCGCUUUUUGACAAUUUCUUGCUGACAGAAAUUUCGAAACAGUUAAAAGUAACAUACAGCGGCAAACAGUUCAAAACUGGAUUUGCGUAAAGCUUUGAUUAUU
Messenger RNA from Bactrocera latifrons, 5179 nucleotides. RefSeq names its product poly(rC)-binding protein 3 (gene mub). Gene Ontology annotation, biological process: regulation of RNA metabolic process; regulation of gene expression. The transcript is spliced from 13 exons. The record is from RefSeq and is a predicted model, not a curated record. The coding region runs from base 1676 to 2890 and encodes 404 amino acids. Gene Ontology annotation, cellular component: nucleus; cytoplasm. Gene Ontology annotation, molecular function: mRNA binding. Lineage: Eukaryota; Metazoa; Arthropoda; Insecta; Diptera; Tephritidae.